AUGAGCUCCCAGGUUCGUCAGAAUUAUUCCACCGAAGUGGAGGCUGCAGUGAACCGCCUGGUCAACUUGCACCUGCAGGCCUCCUACAGCUACCUCUCUUUGGGCUACUGUUUUGAUCGGGAUGCCGUGGCUCUGGAGGGUGUAGGCCACUUCUUCCGCGAAUUGGCCGAGGAGAAGCGCGAGGGCGCCAAGCGGCUGCUCAAGAUGCAAAACGAACACGGAGGCCAUGCACUAUUCCAGGAUGUGCAGAAGCCAUCUCAAGAUGAGCAGGGAAAAUCCCAGGAGGCCACAGAAGCUGCCUUGGCCCUGGAGAAGAGCCUGAACCAGGCCCUGUUGGAUCUUCACAGCCUGGCUUCUGCUCGUGCAGAUCCUCACCUCUGUGACUUCCUGGAAAACCACUUCCUGGAUGAGGAGGUAAAGCUCAUCAAGAAGAUGGGCAACCACCUGACCAACCUCCGCAGGGUGGCUGGGCCCCAGCCAGCACAGACUGGUGUGCCCUCGCCAUCUCUGGGCGAGUACCUCUUCGAGAGGCUCACUCUCAAGCAUGACUAGGAGGCCUCACCUUCCAAGGGGCUCCCUCCUCUGCUCUGCACCAGCCGGCCUCAGGACCUUCACCUGAACCUCUAGGCAGCUUUGUAACCGCUCUGGAGUCCCUCCCAAGUCUUGGGACCAAGUGAAA
This is a messenger RNA of Onychomys torridus (southern grasshopper mouse), 679 nucleotides long. RefSeq names its product ferritin light chain 1-like. Gene Ontology annotation, molecular function: ferrous iron binding; ferric iron binding. The coding region runs from base 1 to 552 and encodes 183 amino acids. Gene Ontology annotation, cellular component: cytoplasm. Gene Ontology annotation, biological process: iron ion transport; intracellular iron ion homeostasis. The record is from RefSeq and is a predicted model, not a curated record. The transcript has a single exon. Lineage: Eukaryota; Metazoa; Chordata; Mammalia; Rodentia; Cricetidae.